AUGAAGGCGAACGUUCAUACUUUUAACGAUUUUAAAAAGAAAGCAUCCAAGCAGAUGAAUAAGACUGAGUGUAAUAAUGAUGGGCCUGAGAAUCAGGAAGGAGGUCUCGGGGCCCCUUCAUCAGAAGAUGGCAAGAACUCUCCUGUGAAUAAGCAAAGAAAAAACUUAACCAAACGGAAGAAAUCUUCCUGUCAGGAGAAAACCAGAGUGAAGCUUACAGAUCACAGUCAAAAUUCAGAAACAUCCAUCGAAGAGAAUGAGGAAAAUGGAAAGGGUCUCUCAAGUGCUUCACCUUCCCACGAUCAUGCCUCCACCAACACUCCCGAGUGUCAGGAUUGUGGGCCUGAAUCUAAGUGUUCUGCACACGUUGGUGAUUCCAGCACAACCUCCUCGAGCAAGAAUCCAGAUGAAGGAGAGAAUGUCUCCACUGAAGCCUCCCACCAGAGCAAGCCCAUGAAAAAGAGGUCUAAAAAUAAGGUCUGUCUCUGUGACCGAUGUGGGAAAUGCUUCCGCAGGGCUCUCGAACUCAAAAUACAUUAUCGAUCGCACAUGUCAGAGAAGCCAUACAACUGCAAGGAGUGUGGGAAGGGCUUCGUGAGGUCGUCUCAUCUGACAGAGCAUAUGUACAUCCACAGUGGGGAGAGGCCCCACAUGUGUGAUAUCUGCGGUAAAGGCUUCUCCUGCGCCUCCAACCUCAAGAGACACCUGAAGACCCACAAUGGCCAGCGGCCCUAUGAAUGUCACAUAUGUGAGAAAACCUUCAUUCAGGCUAUCAACCUCGACUACCACAUAAAAUCUCACACGGGCAAGAAGGCGCAUCAGUGCCAGCAAUGUGGGGAAUGCUUCAGGCUUCCCGCCCAGCUGAGGUACCACCAGCAGAAGCACAGUGGAAAGAGACCCAAUGAAAAGCAAUUGGAUCGGGAGAGGCCCCACAAGUGCACGGAAUGUGGGAAAAGCUUCAUCCAGUCCUGCAACCUCAUCUCCCACAUGAAAAUUCACCCUGAAAUAGAAAUACCUAACUUUGCGUUGGUAAACUAG
This is a messenger RNA of Suncus etruscus (white-toothed pygmy shrew), 1038 nucleotides long. Its product is annotated as zinc finger protein 436-like. Gene Ontology annotation, biological process: regulation of transcription by RNA polymerase II. Bases 1 to 1038 code for a protein of 345 amino acids. Gene Ontology annotation, molecular function: RNA polymerase II cis-regulatory region sequence-specific DNA binding; DNA-binding transcription factor activity, RNA polymerase II-specific. The record is from RefSeq and is a predicted model, not a curated record. Lineage: Eukaryota; Metazoa; Chordata; Mammalia; Eulipotyphla; Soricidae. The transcript has a single exon.